This is a messenger RNA of Striga hermonthica, 837 nucleotides long. The record is from the annotation of a GenBank genome assembly. Lineage: Eukaryota; Viridiplantae; Streptophyta; Magnoliopsida; Lamiales; Orobanchaceae.
AUGAGCAAUUUAAGGGCGGUGUGUAGGCCCCACGCCGUGUUCUCUUCCAUGGCGUGCUUUUACAGAUCCAUGGCCAGCGUUUCGUCGUUCCACCACCAUUGCUGUAGCUUGAGACCUCCGCUGUCUUCACAGUCGUCCUCGAUUUUCGCCGUGUGGUUCGAUCGAUUGGGAGAGGAGAGAAAGCAGGAACCGCGAGUGAGGCCAAAUCGGCAGAGGAGAAUGGUGGCCACCAAGGCUUCUAACUGGACCGACUCCAGAUCGCCUUACGAAACUCUAGAACUGGAAACGGAUGCAGAAGACGAGGAAAUUAAGGUAGCCUACAGGCGCUUGGCCAAGUUCUAUCAUCCUGAUGUUUACGAUGGGAGAGGGACCUUAGAAGAAGGUGAAACUGCGGAAACUCGAUUUAUAAGGAUUCAGGCUGCAUAUGAGCUUCUUAUCGAUGAGGAGAAGCGGAGGCAAUACGACAGUGACAAUCGUGUGAACCCAAUGAAGGCUUCUCAAGCAUGGAUGGAGUGGCUUAUGAAGAAACGGAAAGCAUUUGAUCAGAGAGGUGAUAUGGCAAUUGCAGCUUGGGCCGAACAACAGCAGCGCGAAUUGAACCUCCGAGCACGGCGCCUUGCUCGCUCAAAGAUUGAUCCUGAAGAAGAAAGGAAGAUAUUGGUGAAAGAGAAAAAGGCAUCUGUGGAGAACUUCAACAACACUUUGAGGAGGCACACACUUGUCCUUAGAAAAAGAGAUCUAAUGCGUAAAAAAGCCGAUGAAGAUAAGAAAAAGCUCAUCGGCCAGCUUUUAGAGGCAGAGGGCCUUGAACUUGCAAAUGAUGAAGAUGAAAAGUAG